AGGACCGGAUAUGCAUAUGACACUAAUAUAUAAUUAAAUAAAUUUUUCGAGUAUUAUGAGUUUUAUUAAUUCUACUUUAUAUCAGCCCUUUAUAAGACCUCUAUAAGAAAGYAUAUCGAAAAGAUGCGCCAAAAUUGAUAAAAACAGAAGCAAAUUUUCAUUCCGUGAGACUUAAGAUCAAUACAUUUAUUUGAAUUAUGCAUUAUUUGCAGUACAUGAGAAAACUUAAGUAUUUUAUUGUAAAAAAAGGAUUUUAUUGUAUGUAUUAAAUCAUUUACAUUCAAAUGCGUAAACAAUCUUAAGUCAUGUAUUAACGUUUAUUGAUUGAAGGUAUUAAGUUAUCUUGGUUGUCUUCAAUAUUAAAUCUAGUGGCCAGUGAUCCAAUCAUUUAAUUAUGCAUUGUGAUUGUUUUGACGCAUCCACACCUCAUGCUGAAAAAUGUAUUGUCUUGAUAUAAUGUCAACAAUAUAGAGCUUGCUUGUCGGAAUUUACACGCAUUUGGUUUGAACAGUUGCGAGCUACUUGAGUCUUUAUUUUAACAUUUGCUAAGUUACUACGAACUGAUUUCAAAAUGUCUAAAAACCUUUCAAAAUUGCAAGAAAAAGGAAAAGAUUAUGGCGCGGAUGCUAAGGUUUUAGAGAAACUCGAUGCGAUCAAAGGCGAAUGGGACAAUCAAUCAAAAAACCAAAAAAUUCAACAAGCUGGCAAAGUGGUUGAAACUGCAAUUAAUGCUCUCGAUGAUUUGCAGAGCAAUAACCCUGUUGAUGUCAUUAAAGGAAGUCUUGAUAUUGUAGGCUCUAUCGUCGCRUUGGUUGGUGGACCAUACGGAGCUGCUGCAGGCGCCGUGUGUGGUGUUCUCGGGGCCAUCUUGUCAGCAAAUACACCCAAGAAACCAAAUAUGGCAACAGUGUUUGCAGAUAAAGUACGAGCUGAGCUUGCAAGGGUCAAACAAGAUGAUCGYCUGGACAGGUUUGAAGGGCUGAAGGCGAACAUGAAAGCAAUGUUUGGCAAUYUAAACGUUUUGAAAACAUCGAUGCCAGGUGAAGCGGAAAAUCACAACCCGCUUCCAAACCCAGCUCUUUGGCAACGUGAUUUCGGGAACUUCAUUGGAGAGAUCUCAAGAGAUUUCACCAAAGAUGUAAGCUGUAAUGAUAAGGAGAGUUUGAAUGCAUGUGUGAACGCCAUGGUGAUGUAUUGUAACGCGCAGACGUCUUUUAUGCUGCUACUGGGGAGCAUUAUAGCAACAUUCAAAGCUACAGGUCAUAAUAUAUCAUAUGUACAAGAACAGUUGAAACUACAAAAAGAUGAUGCCAAGGAGAAACUAGGAUUCUUGUCGGAUAAAAAGUACCUCGCUCCUGGAGGGCUGCUUCCACUAGAAGGGGGAGCAGGUGGAAACGGAGGAAAGAUGCUCAAAAUUUUCAAACUUCGAAGUAACAUCAAGUCGUUUGCCAUUGUCAAUGAGUUUUGUAAAAAGAACAAAAUGAAAGAAAUGCCAACGAAUGCCUUUGUCGAACAAAAAGUAGACGAAGCCACAAAAUUCAAGCUUGAGAUGAUAUGGGAUACAAAGCUCUACCCCCAUCCUGAAAAAAAGCMAAACAAUCAUUACUUUCAGUUGAUCAAUCACACAAGUUUGCCCAUCAACGUGUUCUGUGGCACCGCAGGUGACGAUAYUAAUGGCCUGAAAUUCGAGAGGGAAAUCCAGUCCUUUUCCUCCUAUGAACACCGCGCUAGCACCAAGUCUUCCAAUUUCUUCUCAGCUGGAGGGUGUUUUGUUAUCUAUUUCGAUAAAGUGGGCUCUUUAAAGUUCCCCUUUGUUUGCGGAGGCGAACAAGACUUCAGAGUUUUCGAGUUCGCUCUUGAAAACCCAAGGAUGGGCUUCAGGAAACUGGCAUUYAUGGAGAAAACUAAUACGGCUAGUCUGAGGAAAAAUGAGCUGGUUAAAGUUUCUGGCCAAGAUUGUUGGGACAAGAUGACCGCUGAUAUUCCACCUCGCCUGUAUUUUGCUCAUGGCAAGAAACACUUCGUCUUAGAAGGACAUUACACAGAGUCUCCGCACUUUUUUCCAGUAGUUGAAGUCUCCGUUAAGGACGUGGACAAUAAUCCAUUGGUUGAUUUAACCAAUAAGGCAUUUAGAUUUAUAUCUAAGGCGGUGGCUUACCAUCCAUAUGUCCAACUCCUGCCUAAAGAAUGGGGCCCAGCAGAAGGAUACACUGAUUCAAAUUUCAGUCGUACCUGGACCUUUCUUGUCCAAGAGAUUGAAUCCCAUCUCAUUCCGCCCAAGUGAAUGACAUUGAAUAUACUGCACAGGCCUGUGUUUUACUCAUCAUUAUGCACCUUAAAUGCACGUGUUUAUUUGACCAAUUAGCUUAUUUGACAGGCUAGAAUUGUUGGAUCGAAUCGAUUACUUGUAUCUCUUUUUUUGAUUUUUGAGAUAAGAAUCCUGAAGUCUCACUAGUGUUCGCAAGCCUAUGACGUAGUUCCAUACUCGAUACACGACGAUAGUACCCCAUUUUGAGCGAGAUAAUUCAAAAAGGCUGAYGAAAAAAAUUCCCAAAAAGCUUUGUCAGAUAGAUUUUGAAUCAGAUACAGAGUAAUUUGCACUGAAGUUACAUGAAAAUGUUUUUUUCUUUCUUUUUUUUGCUGUUGCACUCCUAGCAAGUAAUUAAGUGUCCAAGUGUACAAGUCUAUUUGAGAAUUGAUGCACUUGAGCAUCCAAUAAGUUUGCGACAUAAUUCGAAAUGCCAUUUAAAUUAGUUGUCAUUUUAUGUCGACAGCCUCACAAGACAAGGGGCCUAUAUAUAUGAGAUAUGAAAAAAAUCAUGUUGGCUUAUUACGGACACCCCGAUAUUACAAACUAUAUAUAUAAAAUAAAAUUGCACUUAAAGACU
Messenger RNA from Exaiptasia diaphana, 2888 nucleotides. RefSeq lists its product as uncharacterized. Lineage: Eukaryota; Metazoa; Cnidaria; Anthozoa; Actiniaria; Aiptasiidae. The coding region runs from base 572 to 2284 and encodes 570 amino acids. The transcript has a single exon. The record is from RefSeq and is a predicted model, not a curated record.